Molecule: messenger RNA, 1509 nt
Organism: Monoraphidium neglectum
Lineage: Eukaryota; Viridiplantae; Chlorophyta; Chlorophyceae; Sphaeropleales; Selenastraceae
Product: Putative malate transporter yflS
Exons: 14
Biological process (GO): transmembrane transport
Cellular component (GO): membrane
Molecular function (GO): transmembrane transporter activity
Source: RefSeq, a predicted model, not a curated record
GGCGCCAAGGUCCCGGAGGCCUUUGUGUGCAUCGCAGUGGGGCUGGCCCUCUACUACUUGGUGCCGCGCCCCGCUGAGCUGGACGCCCAGGCCUGGGGCUGCGCCGCAGUCUUUGUCGCGACCAUCCUGGGUGCGGGGCGGGAGUUCGCGGCGGCCUCUGUGGAGGUCCUGGGCUUGAUGCGCCUGAUCUUGGAGCCGCUCCCUGUCGCCCCCGUUGCUCUGGCAGGCGCUGUGGUGGCGCUGUGGACUGGCACCCUGUCUUACAAGCAGCAGUUCUCUGCAUUUGGCAAUGACACCAUAUGGCUCAUCAUGGCUGCGUUCUUCUUUGCAAAGGGCGUGGAGGUGACUGGCCUGGGGGCGCGCGUGGCCGACGCGUCCAUCGCCGCCCUGGGCCGCUCCUCCCUGGGCCUGGCCUACGCCCUGGCGCUGGCGGAGCUCGUGCUGGCGCUCUGCAUGCCGUCCACCACGGCGCGCGCCGCGGGGAUAUUCGUGCCCGUCAUCGCCUCCCUGGCAAAGUCCUUCGACAGCCUGCCCCACCACCCCUCCUCCAAGAAGCUGGGGCGAUUCCUGUUCAUGAGCCAGGCCCAGGUGUCUGGUGCCACGUCAGCCAUGUGGUACCUGGGAGGCGCCCAGACCCCAGUGGGGGUGACUCUGGCGGCGGAGCAGGGUGUCGUGGUGCCCAGCCCCUUCACGACAUACCUCAAGGGCUCCUGUGUUCCCGCUGCCGUGCUGAUUGCCCUGAUCCCCCUGGCGGUUUACUACCUCGUGCCUCCAGAGGUCACGUCGACCCCCUGGGCGCAGCAAGAGGCCAGGGAGCGCCUCAAGGCGCGCGGCCGCCCGUCGUGGCGGGAGGUGGUGACGGGCCUCGUGAUGAUCGCCGCGGUGGCCCUCUGGUGCUCCUCUGCGUACCUGCCGAUCAAGCUGGCCAACGCCAGCGUCGCCCUCCUGGGGGUGGUGGUGCUGCUGGCCAGCGGGGCCAUCACGUGGGACGACCUCGCCGGCCACAGGCCGGCCUGGGAGCUGCUGGUCUGGCUCACGAUCCUUUUCUCCAUGUGCACAGCCCUGGCUGAUUUUGGAGUCAUCAAGUGGCUCAGUGCUGCUGUGAGCAAGCCCCUGAUGGCCAAGGGCUUCACCACUACACAGCUGUUCUGGCUGCUGAUCCUCAUGUAUUACGUGAUCCACUACGGGGUGGCCAGCCAGACGGCACACGUCACCGCGCUGGUGCCGCCGUUCCUGGGCAUCAUGGUGGAUGCAGGCACGCACACGGGAAAUGGCAGCUUCUGUCGCAUCGAUGGCAAGAUGGCCGUGCUGGGGCUGGUCUACGCCACCCACCUGUUUGGUGGCAUCACCCACUACUCAUCCGCCCAAGCUGCGGCUUACUACGGCGCCGGCUACUACUCCACCAGAACCAACAUCCUCGUGGGCGGCCUGCUGGGCUUUGCCAGCCUAGGCCUAUUCAUGGGCAUAGGCAUGGGCUGGUGGCGCGCGGUGGGCCUGUGGACAAACUGA